GAGAUUCAGGGUCUCAGUGAUGUAUUUAUCCACAGAGUUUGGUGCUCAGCAUUGCGAAGGGCAUUAUGGAGAAAGAAGCCAUUCAGAUUAAGGUAGAUAAGGAGAAAUACCUGUCAGAAAACUGCCCCCCUCUGUCCCUUCCCGGAUCCACACAGGAACUGCAGGAACUGUGCAAGAAACUUCACCAGCAAAUCGACAAUAUUGAUGAGGAGAGAUAUGACUUGGAGGCCAAAGUGGGCAAGGCCAACAAAGAGAUUGAGGAUCUGAAGAUCAAGGUGGUCGACCUGCAGGGCAAGUUCAAGAAACCUGCGCUAAAGAAAGUGCGUCUCUCUGCCGAUCAGAUGCUCCAGGCUCUGCUGGGCUCCAAACACAAGGUGUCUCUGGAUCUGAGAUCCAACCUCAAACAAGUCAAGAAGGAGGUCAAAGAGGAGGUUGCAGAUGUCGGCGACUGGCGUAAGAACGUCGAGGACAAGGCCGGUAUGGACGGCAGGAAGAAGAUGUUCGAGGGCGAGUCCUAAAUUCCUGGACGUUUCUUUGUUUAUUUACCUUAGGGAUGUGUCUAAGGCUGUGCGGUCAUUUAUCUUUUUGCCAUAGUCGUAUGUCUUUUCUGCUUUCAGUGCCUCAAGUGAGCAUUUGUUUCAUGCAGCAUGUAUGUCCUGAAGGGAAUUAUGUAUCAUCGCAGAGCCACUACCAUUAAACGAAUGCUUUUGAGGAAAA
Carassius carassius (crucian carp) is the source of this 717-nucleotide messenger RNA. Its product is annotated as troponin I, fast skeletal muscle-like. The record is from RefSeq and is a predicted model, not a curated record. Gene Ontology annotation, biological process: muscle contraction. NCBI's taxonomy places the organism in Eukaryota, Metazoa, Chordata, Actinopteri, Cypriniformes, Cyprinidae. The coding region runs from base 66 to 518 and encodes 150 amino acids. Gene Ontology annotation, cellular component: troponin complex. The transcript has 4 exons.